AUGGCCCAUAGGCGAAUUGAUAGUCGAUAUGUCGGAUCCCAUCCGCUCCUAAAUAGAGUGCUGUAUAACAGAAUACUUUCUUUUUACGCGACCCCUUUGUUUCGCUUGCUGUCGUCGCGCUGCCUGUGGAUCCGCCGCCGUUAUUGGUUUCUCUCGGCCGUUGAACCUCUGCUUCUAUUUUCGUCAACAGGAAUUCUGUACUGGUUUUGUGUUGGUGAGGAACAAUGUUCGGAAGCAACCUCUGACUACAUUGCAACUUUUGGGCAAUCAUCUAGUAGCCCAUUUGGGUCUCAACCCAUUUUUGGGCAGACGAAUAAUGCUAGCAGCAAUCCAUUUGCUCCAAAACCCUUUGGCAGUACGAGCCCUUUUGGUUCACAGACUGGGGGGUCCAUCUUUGGAGGGACGUCUACUGGUGUUUUUGGAGCUCAAUCUUCUUCUCCUUUAGGUUCCACUUCUGUUUUUGGUGCUUCAUCCUCACCUGCUUUUGGAAGUUCAACCCCAACUUUUGGAGCUGCUUCAGGUUCUGCCUUUGGAAACUCGUCUUCAGCAUUUGGUGGUUCCUCAGUGUUUGGUCAGAAACCCGCUUUCGGUGGUUUUGGAUCUACUACUCAGACGAGUCCUUUUGGAGCCUCGUUUCAACAAUCACAACCGGCUUUUGGGAGCAAUGCGUUUGGUUCACCUUCUCCCUUUGGUGCACCAAGUCAACCUGCUUUUGGUGCACAAACGACACCAGCUUUUGGAAGCAGUUCCCCUGCAUUUGGUUCUACCUCAAGUCCUGCAUUUGGUAGUACCAGUGGAGGUUUUGGUGCGACGAGUUCUCCUUUUGGAUCAAGCACACCAGCAUUCGGUGCCCUUACAACUCCUGCAUUCGGUACCACUACCACUCCUGCAUUCGGUGCCACAACGACUCCUGCAUUCGGUGCCACGAAUACUCCUGCAUUCGGUGCCUCGUCUCCGGCUUUUGGAGCUUCAAGUACUCCUUCUUUUAACUUUGGAUCCAGUCCAGCAUUUGGCCAAGCAACUUCUACAUUUGGUAAUAAUCAAUUUGGCACAUCAGCAUUUGGAGCUCCUCAAACAUCUUCAUUUGGAGCACAAACAGCGACUUCUGCUUUUGGUGGCCCAGGUUUUGGCCAGUCUACUUUUGGAGGGCAACGAGGGGGAAGUAGGGUAUCUCCUUACUCACCAACAACUGAGACCGAUGGUGCCACUGGUACACAGCCAGCUGGUAAACUAGAAUCUAUUUCAGCCAUGCCGGUGUACAAAGAUAAAAGCCAUGAAGAACUUAGAUGGGAGGACUACCAGUUAGGAGAUAAAGGAGGGCCAGCUCCUGCCAGUCAGGCUACUUCAAUUGGUGGCUUUGGUAGUACAGGCUUUGGCUCAACGACUUCUGCAUUUGGUCAAACCGCAGCAAAUCCUUUCUCCUCUUCAGCAUCCUCUAACCCUUUCGCUCCAAAAACCCCAGCAUUUAGUAGCUCUGGUUUUGGACCUUCACCUACCUCUCCAUUUAGUUCUUCAGCCUUUGGGCAAUCCAGUACAUCUAAUAUUUUUGGUUCAACAUCGUCUGCUACACCCUCCUUAUUUGGUUCGACUCAAUCAUUUGGAGUGAAUACAUCCUCUUCUCUUUUUAGCUCAUCAAGCGCAUCUGGCUUUGCAUCACCAUCUAUUUUCGGUCCCUCAUCAGCACAGGGAGCUACAUCAGCAUUUGGUACCAGCUUGGGUAACACUCAGUCGUCCCCAUUAUUCCAGUCGACUACACCUACCCUCUCGCAGGCUAUUUCUCCCUUUGGACAAACUUCCUCUGCCUUCGGCCAAACUGGACCAGGAAUUUUUAGCACACCCUCCACUGGCUUUGCUAGCAAUUUGUUCUCCAGUACUCCAUCAUUAAUUAGUAACAAUAACACCCUGGGUUUUGGUCAAACAAAUCCCUCUCUGGCAAUGCCAUUUCAACCUGCACAACCGGCUAUUAAUUCUGGUGGUUUUAACUUUACCAACUUUGGUCAGUCACAAUCAGCCACGACAACUGGCAUUGGUGGCGCUUCUGGCAUCUUUAACAAUGGUACAUUUGGACAAUUGCCAGCUACUCAGAGUUCGGUUGCUGUCCAAGCAGCCCCCAUUACAAACCCAUUUGGAACUUUGCCAGCAAUGCCUCAGAUUUCAAUCAGCCGUGCAGGCACUUCUUCUAUUCAGUAUGGAAUUUCCAGCUUGCCAGUUGUUGAAAAACCAGCGCCUGUGAAACUAUCAUCACUUUUGACAUCCCGACACCUUUCUCAAAGGCGGCUUAGGAUGCCUGUGAGGAAAUAUAACCCUAGAAUCGAUGGCCCAAAGGUGGCAUUUUUUAAUGAUGAUGAAGAAACACCCAGCACACCAAAAGCAGACGCUCUUUUUGUUCCCAGGGAGAAUCCAAGAGCUCUAGUCAUUCGUCCGUUGGAACCACGGCAUUCCAGAUCGAGCACUGAGAAAACUAUGGCCGCUGGCACCCUUGUGCAUGUGAAUGGUAAAGUUGCACAAGAUGCAUACCAGUCUGUAAACGGGUACCAAACAAAGGACAAAGAUGCCUCGGAGGACCCAAUCCCGAACGGCGAAGACAACGCGAAACCAAAAUCCAACGGGACCCACAUCGAGACCACCGAGAAAGGCGGCGACUCAUACAUCACCUUGACCGGCCACCGAGCUGGCGAGGCAGCUAUAGCAUACGAACACGGUGCAGACGUCGAAGCCUUGAUGCCGAAGCUCCGACACUCGGACUACUUCACUGAGCCACGCGUGCAGGAGCUGGCAGCCAAGGAACGGGCCGAACCGGGCUUCUGUCGCCACGUGCGCGACUUUGUGGUGGGACGGCACAACUAUGGCAGCAUCAAGUUCUUUGGGGAGACUGACGUUAGGCGGCUCGACCUCGAGUCCCUCGUCCAGUUCAACAAUCGAGAGGUAAUUGUUUACAUGGACGAGAGCAAGAAGCCGGCCGUGGGACAAGGGCUGAACAAAGCGGCUGAGGUGACGCUUCUUAAUAUUAAGUGCUUUGACAAGAAGACGGGCCAGCAGGUGACGGAUGGGCCGAGAAUUGAAAAGUAUAGGGAGAUGUUGAGGAAGAAGGCGGAGGAUCAAGGGGCUGAGUUUGUGUCGUAUGAUGCGGUCAAAGGGGAGUGGAAGUUCAAGGUUGACCAUUUUAGCGGGUAUAGGCUCGGGGAAGAGGAUGACGAGAUAUGAUUGGUCUGGUCUGAUGAUGUGCGUGUGUAUCGAUUNUGCCAGCUUUUUUUGUUUUUUGUUU
Molecule: messenger RNA, 3265 nt
Organism: Striga asiatica
Lineage: Eukaryota; Viridiplantae; Streptophyta; Magnoliopsida; Lamiales; Orobanchaceae
Source: the annotation of a GenBank genome assembly